CUGAGACCCCUAUAGCCCGAAGAAGGUCACUUCUGGGGCCCCUGAAAAGAUGUCAGCAGGGGCCCCUGACCCUGGGCUUGAAAAAAAGAGUUUCACUUUCAGGGGCCCUUCCGGGUCUCGAAAGCUCUUUUUUCCGGUCUUUGAAGGUUACUCACUUUAACUUAUGACUUCUUUUUUGAGGUGCCUCUACUGGCCCUGCAGCCGGGAGAAGGUAACUUCAGGGGCGGGGCCCCUGAAAAGAUACCAGCAGAGGCCCCUGCGUCUGCAACUGGCCCAUUAUUAUUAUUACUAUUAUUUUAUUUUUCGAAGUCAACUUCAUCUCUCCCACCCUUCACAUUCGAAGGGAGCAGCGGAGGGGCCCCAUAACUCGGCUCCUGUUACAAAGCGAAAGCUAUGAGGGGGGGAGUUAUAGGGCCCAGAGCCUUAUCUGCAGAAAAUUGGACACCUUUGUGAUUUGCUUAUCUUGCUGCAGGCACUCGAUUGCUCCGAGCUGACGUCUCGGGCAAUGCGACAGGUUGAAAUGUGCAAAGUGCUUCCGGACGCGCUGCGAAAGAGUUUCAUGUCACCUGAUGGAUGACUGAUGUAACAGUUUAUGAGUUAAAGAUGGUUUGGUAUUUUUUCUCGUGAGUGUUGUGUGUGUUAUUCUAUUUAUUUUUAACAUUUAUUCACCAAAAUUGAUUGGAAAUAUGAAACGGUCCAGCCACAAAAGUGGCCAUUCAAAGAGGGAGGAAAAAAAGAAAAGAACUCUCGAAGCAGCUAAAGACUCCGCCAAUCUUCAAGCAUGGUUAUCUAAGGGCCCUCCUAAUGUUUCCCACUCAAAUGAUAAACUUGAGAUGCCACUAGAAAUAGAAUCUACUCGUAAAAAGCUUGAACGUGAAAAUAACACCUUCGAUCCGCAAAUGCAAGGACCAGCUGGGACAGCCUCUUCACAGGAGCAGCAGCAAAGGAUAAACGAACGUACAGGACUUUCGGAAAAUGAUAAUUCUGAAUUUCAUGUUGAAAGUAGCAGUCAUAACACUGAAAUGGAAGUUGAUGAUGACGCAGGAAACAGCAUUGAUGAAGUCUCAAAUUCUGACGAUGGUAGUAGUAGCGAAAGCGAUUCUGAGUCAAAAAUUGAAGACGGCUCUGAUAGAAGCAACGAUGAAGAAUCUGCAUCGGAUGAUGAGGGUGACGAGUGCGAUACUGAUUCCGAGUCAGAAACUUUGAAUUCAGCGGGUGAGAAUGACAUAAGGUCAGGUGAAAACUUCGCUGGUACUGGCCCUUCAACUGAUGAAGAACUGAUUUAUUUUAUACCUCCUCAAGAGAGUGACUCUUUAGAAAUAAAACAAGCUUUUCGAAAGCACCACCCCAUUCAACCUGUUAAUUUUAAGGGUAAAACUCCUUUUAACACCGGAAAAAUGUAUUACCGUGCUCUUCCUAACGGACAAAAUCAUCCUAGAGCAUGGUUAUCAUAUUCGGUUGGACUGAAUCAGGUUUUUUGUGCUAACUGCAUGGCAUUUGGGAAUUCAAAAUCAAAAUUUCGCACGGGCUGUAAACUUGAUAUUAAAAAUAUUUACCAGGAUGUGGAGCGACAUGAAAUGUCAGAAGAACAUAAAACAGCAACAUCGGCUACUUUUAGGGCCUGUCAAAAUCUAAGUAUCGAUCACGCGAUCAAUCGAGACUUGGUGUCCAAACGAGUCAAAGAGAUUGAAGUACGUCGGCAAGUUGUCUCCCGACUAAUCGACAUAACUUUGUUUUUAGCGCGACAAGGUCUGGCGUUUCGAGGUACAAAAGAGUCGGCUUAUUCUUUAGACACAGAAGAGAGCCAUGGAAAUUUUUUGGAAUUGGUUUUAUUGUUAGCGGAAUACGAUCCAAUUCUGAAAGAGCAUGUUAAGAGGAGCAUUGAGUUAAGUAAACAGCGUAAGAGAAAACAGAAAAAGAAGAAAGGUCGGGGCUCUUUAGUAACUUUCUUAUCCAAAACAUUCAUUAAUAAAUUAAUAGUAGUCUUAGGAAAUGCUGUUCAACAGCAAAUUUUUAAGGAUUUAAAAGAUACCAAAAAUUUUAGCAUCAUGUUAGACAGUACGCAGGAUGUUGCAGUAAUGGACCAGCUUGCCAUUUGCGCAAGGUACGUCAAAAAUGACGCUCCCUGUGAACGACUGAUAAAUCUAGUUAUUUGCCAAGAUUCAACGGGUGAAGGUUUGUUCAACCUUCUCAAACGUGAAUUUGACACGUAUGGGUUGCUACUUUUAGAUGUCAUAGGAUGCUCUUUUGAUGGAGCUAGUAAUAUGGCCGGCAUUUACGAAGGUCUACAGGCUAAAAUUAAGAGUGUGAACUCUAAUUUUAUUUACACUCAUUGUAUGGCCCAUGUACUAAAUUUAGUGAUAACAGAUUGUACAGCUAAUUUUGAACUUCUUGAGGAUUUAUUAGGGCUUGUGCAAGACUCCGCAGUUUUUUUGUCAAAUUCUCAUAAAAAGAUGGACAUAUGGAGACAGCAAACAGGCAAACGCCAUAAAAAACACGACAAAUUGUACACUCUGCACAAAAUUGGGGCAACCAGAUGGUGGAGUAAGCACAAAGCUAUAAAAGCUCUGUUUGGAAACAUUGAUGAUGACUUUGAGUCCUCAAAGUUUGUUACAUUUUUUUUAUUUCUUUUAGAGGUUAUAGACAGUAAUUUUGAUGGAACCGCAAAAUUUAAAGCACGUAAUUUAUUAAGUAACUGGAGCAAAUUUCAACAUAUUUUUUCAGCAAUAGUAAUUUUGGACUUGUUUGAAAUGACUUCGCCGGUCUCCACUUUCCUGCAGUCUAAAAAUUUGGAUUACUUACAAGCUUGGAAUGUCGUAGAUCAUCUUAUAAGUCAAUUAAGAGCCCGUCGAAACGACAAGUAUUUUGAAAUACUUUAUGAUAAAGCCAAGAACUUUGCAAAAAAAAUAAAUGAAGGCUUUUCCAAAAAUAAAAUUAUUUUUCUGGAAGAGGACUUUCCGCAAAAACGUGUCCCAUUAAAAAACAAAUUUUUUGAUGAAAAAGCACACGAUGAGGCGCGGAAUUUAAGUAUUUUAGAGUCACAGCGAAAAAAGUUUUUUGAGGUCUACGAUGCUGUUUUAGGCAGUUUAGAAAGAAGGUUUGUGCCCAAUAAAGAGUUAUUGUCCGACAUUUCGUGGCUUAACCCCAAAAAUUUCAAGACUAUUCAAAACCCUGGUUUUACAUUUCCUCCAGACACUUUUAAAGAAUUGAGUAAACUGGCUGGUGUUGACCAGAAUACUCUUACUUCAGAAAUGAAACAGUUUGCUGGUCUCUACGACAGUUUGAAGAGCAAGACACCAACAAGUUUCAGUGACUCAAUUCCAAAGUCAUCCAGUGGUGUGGAGGAGCUAAUGAUCUGGUUAAAGGAUAAUGAUGAUGAUUUAGAAUUAGACGAAGAAGAGAACGAAACAGAAGAAGUGAAGUCUAGGCCGCAGCCUGAUCCCUUAAAAAGAAAAGAACUUGAGGCCGAGGGUCAUUGUAUCCAUUGUGCAUUCAAAAUAUUAUAUGAAUUAACAAGUCAAACGAGCCUUUCAAAUAAUUUGUAUAUAGCUUACAAAUAUGUGCUUUCUUUACCUUGUACGCAAGUGACUUGCGAAAGAGUUUUUUCUAAGCUUAAAAUUUUAAAGGAUAGACUGCGGUCUCAGCUAGGCCAAGAUCUAUUGGCACCUCUCAUGAUGCUGUUUGUUGAGCGCGAUAUGACGCAACUUAUAGACAAAAAUCUUUGUAUUGAUUUGGUUGCUGCGACCAGCAAACUGUUAAAGCGCUUAUUAAUAGUGUGAGUUUAUUCCUAUAUGUAUUUUUUUCUUUUAUUUAUACACAAGUUUGACUUUGAAAUUUGAAAUUUCCUGAAUAAAAUUAUAAAUUCAAUUUGAUAACAUAUGUCAUUUUUGUCUUUAGCCUUGUGAUUUGCAGAUUCAUCGCCGAAUUUUUCAAAAAAUAUCUAAAAAAUAGGUGACAUUUUCGGAGGCGCUAUUUAUCAAAUUUCAAUGCGAAAAGAGCCUAAAACUUCUAUUUUCAGGGGUUAAAUUUUCAAAAUUUUCCGGGGGAGGACCCCCGGACCCCCCUCCAUCCCUGGGGGGCGACCCCCCAGACCCCCCAUAGGGGCCCAGUUUUUACGUCAGGGGCCCCAAAAUCCUAGUAGCUGCCUAACUUUUUUUACGCCAG
This is a messenger RNA of Bemisia tabaci, 4164 nucleotides long. The record is from RefSeq and is a predicted model, not a curated record. NCBI's taxonomy places the organism in Eukaryota, Metazoa, Arthropoda, Insecta, Hemiptera, Aleyrodidae.